This is a messenger RNA of Cricetulus griseus (Chinese hamster), 681 nucleotides long. Lineage: Eukaryota; Metazoa; Chordata; Mammalia; Rodentia; Cricetidae. The record is from RefSeq and is a predicted model, not a curated record.
AUGCGGCUGUCUUCGAUUCAACUACGCAUCUCAGGGACAAUCCUGCUGCUGCUGCUCAUGUGGGAGAAUGUAGCUUGCGUGCCCAGGUGUGUCAUGAAAGAUGGAGGCUGCCAGAAGGUCCUCAGCUGGAUGUUUAACAUGACAAGCACCACAGCUGAGACGAUCAGCCGCAUCUCUUCAGAUACGUUAAAUGAAUUUGAUGCACAAUAUGAUCCAGGCCAGAAGUUCCUGAACAGGCCCACCAUGAUCUGCCACACUGCAUCCCGCUCCAUCCCAAACAGCAAAAGAAAAGCUGAAAGGAUGAAGUCUGUGGACCUUCUGAAUGUGACAAUCAGAAUACUGGCUGCCUGGAAAAACCUGCUGUACCAUGUGAAAAACAACAUGGCUGAUCUUGAUGGAACUCCUUAUGCUACCACAGUCAAAGUUGAAUUUCUUGAUGGUCAAAUCAAAAGACUCACAAAACAUCUGCAGGGCAUUAAGACUAUACUCAGCCAGGUUCAUCCAGAACUUAAGGAAAAUGAGAACUACCCUGCCUGGUCUGGAGAGCCAUAUGUCCAGCAAUCCCGAAGAGGAAUUCAACUUUUUGGUUUACAUAGCUUGUUCUUCUGCUUGCACAGUGAUGCACAAAAGGUGUCUGAUUUUGUCAGUAUCCUGAGACAUCAAAUUGUGCCUAAUAAAUGA